AUGGACGUUCGGAAGCCUCCUCCUCGAUCCAUCGUCACCGACCGACGGCUUGGCAGUGCUCAUGACGGCCAAGGCGCAACCUACGGCGAACAACGAGCCCAAGGAAGCAUCUCGGCGGCGGAGGCCGCAUCGGUGGCGCCUUCAAAUCUAAGAACGAUGAACUGCACACCCUACGAAAGACAUGGAUUGCCAUGCGAUUCCUCUCCUAGCUCUCCGACAAAUUGCUCUCAAGGUGGCCUAUCAGCUGCUGGAAAAAGGUUGGCUGAACUUCUAGCCAGGGUAGUUUGUGAGCCUCAGUCCAGGCUACAAAUAGUAGAAAAUCUGCCUGCAUUCACAUGUGAAAAGCCAUGUGAAGUUCAGCUGUUUAGUGUGCUAGAGUUCAGGUUGCAAGACGAGAGACGCAUGAAGAAGCUUAGAAGUUCCCAGCAGCAAGUACACAAUCCCAAGCCUACGCCGGAUCUCCCGGAUUAUCUAAUACCAAGACUAAAGAUGCGAUUCCAAGAUGUAGAGAAAGCAAGGGAACUUUAUAACAGAUACGCCAGACACGCUGGUUUUGGAAUCAGGAAGACGGGGGGUAAUGACAACCACAAGUAUUUUGCUAACAGGAAGCAAAACAAAACAUCGCAGAGGACAGGCUGCAAUGCAAGAAUGAGGGUGAAGGUGCAGGAGGAUAACACAUGCGUGGCAGUGGACAUUGAGUACAAUCAUAAUCACCAACUCAUGCAAACUGAUGACACGCUGGUAUUCUUGCACUCACACAAGAAUUAUGACCCCACUAUUUUGGAGUACGUAAAGCUCCUGCAGUACCAUGAUGUCAAGCACACAACAAUCAUGUCCAUGCUAUUUGAAAAUGAAGAUGGAAGCUACUUCCUAAGCUUGACCGGACGAGACCUACUAAACCAGAAAGCCAUGAAUGCAAGGAAAGAUGAUUUGGAUGAUGUAUUGAAACUUGUUUCAUUCUUCAAAGACAUGAAGGCAAUUAAUGAUGAGUUUUUCUAUGACAUACAAGUAGACAAGGACAAAGACGAAGAUGCAGACUCAUUCAAGUGGUUGUUCGAUACAUUUGUAUGGUGCAUGAACAACAAGCACCCAACUUGCAUUCUAACAGGGGAGUUCACAGCUAUAUUAAACUGGCCGCUGAUGCCAACGGAGUUUGAAACUGCCUGGGCUGAACUCGUACACAAGUACAACCUGGAGAACGACCAGAUGAUGAUGCAGGUGUGGAGUGAUAGGAAAAUGUGGAUUUCAGCAUAUUACAAGAACAUUUUCUGUGCUAGAAUGACUUCCACACAACGAAGCGAGAGCAUGAACCACGUGCUCAAGAAAGGGUUUGUCAAGGGGACCCAGAACCUACACAAGUUUGCUAGGUGGGUAAAUACUUGCAUACAAACUCGGAUGCAGAAGGAGAACGAGCAAACAAUGACCAGCAUGACCAAUCCUGUGACAAAAACAAUUUACGGCUACGAGGAAGACAUGUCUAUCAAGUACACGAGAGCCGUGUACACCGAGAUGAGGACUAGGAUGAGAAAAGCCAUGCUAUUUCGCACAAUGCUUACAGCAGAGCCCACUAAGUACCUUGUGUACUACCACAACAAGCCUGGCCAUGAUGAUGAAGAAAGAUUUUCCUGGUCAAAGCAUGAAUUCCAGGUUGUAGCUGACCCAGAGAAUGAAAUAUACGAGUGUGAAUGCAAGCUUUGGACACACACAGGCCUGUUCUGCCUUCACAUCAUGAACAUACUGGACUACCUGAAGCCUGACAAAUUUUCAAACAAGUAUAUCCUCAAACGGUACACAAAGACUGCAAAAUCACAACCAACCUUUGAUACAAGGGACUACAACACAACUGCAUCGGAUGGCAGCUCAAGACUAUCAAAGCAAGACAUCUUGCUGCAACUGAAUUUGAUGGUUAACUAG
This is a messenger RNA of Aegilops tauschii subsp. strangulata, 1914 nucleotides long. Lineage: Eukaryota; Viridiplantae; Streptophyta; Magnoliopsida; Poales; Poaceae. The record is from RefSeq and is a predicted model, not a curated record.